Molecule: messenger RNA, 1755 nt
Organism: Aspergillus mulundensis
Lineage: Eukaryota; Fungi; Ascomycota; Eurotiomycetes; Eurotiales; Aspergillaceae
Product: amidophosphoribosyltransferase
Exons: 3
Coding region: 1-1755 (584 amino acids)
Biological process (GO): purine nucleotide biosynthetic process; purine nucleobase biosynthetic process
Cellular component (GO): cytoplasm
Molecular function (GO): amidophosphoribosyltransferase activity
Source: RefSeq, a predicted model, not a curated record
AUGUGUGGUAUCAUCGGAUUGAUCCAGGCGAAUCCGACCUCAUCCGCCGCCAUCGACCUUCAUGAGGCCCUGUACCUCUUACAACAUCGAGGUCAGGAUGCUGCUGGAAUUGCAACAUGCGCAGCAGGCGGUCGCAUCUUCCAGCUCAAGGCUAACGGAAUGGCCGCCAAGGUCUUUUCGGACGGCGCUAGGGUGGCCGACCUCCCAGGCUACAUGGGCAUUGGCCACUUGAGAUAUCCCACUGCGGGGAGCAGUGCAAAUGCCGAGGCCCAGCCUUUCUACGUGAACAGUCCGUACGGCAUCUGUCUCGCCCACAAUGGAAACCUCAUCAACGCCCCCGAGCUCAAGAGGUACCUUGAUUUCGAGGCUCACCGUCACAUCAACACCGACAGUGACAGCGAGUUGAUGCUGAACAUUUUCGCCGAUGAGCUGAGUGAGACCAAGAAGGCGCGUGUCAACCAGGAAGAUGUCUUUGCCGCCCUUAGCAGAAUGUAUGAGAGGUGCGAGGGUGGUUGGGCAUGCACGGCCAUGCUUGCUGGUUUCGGUAUCCUGGGUUUCCGUGACUCCUAUGGUAUCCGUCCUCUCGUCCUUGGCUCCCGGAAGUCGCUCGAUGGUCAUGGUACAGACUACAUGAUGGCCUCCGAGUCUGUUGCUUUGCACCAACUUGGGUUCACGGAUAUCCGCGAUAUCCAGCCUGGUGAGGCUGUUCUGAUCGAGAAGGGCGGCCAGCCCGUCUUCCGUCAGGUCGCCCCCCGCAAAGCUUAUGCUCCUGACAUCUUUGAAUACGUCUACUUUGCUCGUCCCGAUUCCGUCAUCGACGGUAUCAGUGUCUACCGCAGUCGCCAGCGUAUGGGUGACCGUCUCGCCGCAAAGAUUCUCAAGGCCCUCGGCCCUGAGGUUGUCAAGGACAUUGACGUUGUCAUCCCUAUCCCGGAGACAUCGACAACCUCGGCUGCCGCUGUUGCCCGGUAUCUCGACAAGCCUUACUGCCAGGGUUUUGUAAAGAACCGCUACGUAUUCCGUACCUUCAUCAUGCCGGAACAGAAGACCCGACAGAAGGGUGUCCGCCGUAAGCUCAAUGCUAUGCAGACCGAGUUCAAGGACCGAAAUGUUCUUCUCGUCGACGAUAGUAUUGUCCGUGGAACCACGAGUCGGGAAAUCGUCACAAUGGCUCGUGAAGCUGGCGCCAAGAAAGUGUACUUCGCUAGCUGCUCUCCAGAAAUCACUCACGCCCACAUCUAUGGUAUUGAUCUCGCCUCUCCUUAUGAGCUAGUCGCCCACAACCGAGAUGUCGAGAGCAUCGCCAAGCACAUUGGUGCCGACAGUGUUAUCUACCAGACGCUGGACGACCUCAAGGGCGCUUGCGCCGAGAUUGCCCAGGAAAACGGACUGGAGCACCCGCGCGACUUUGAAGUCGGUGUCUUCUGCGGCAACUACGUCACUCCCGUCUCAGACGGCUACUUCGACCACCUCGAGAAGAUCCGUGGUGAGGGCCGGAAGGUCAAGGCGGUUGAUCGUGCCAAGGAAGCCGUUACGCAUGGUUUUGCUAGCGAAAAGGACUUCCAGAUUGCCGCCAACGGUGUCAAGAUGUCCAGCAGUGGUGAUCUUGUACCUGCCGGUAACCCCGCUGAGUCGGAGGUGCCCCAGGUUGGCGUCUACGGCUCCAACAAGCCUCCUCCUCUUGAGAUGGAAGAGCCCCCUAAGGUCAAGGACCGCAUGGACAUUAGCAUCCAUAACAUCGCCGACCACCACUAG